Penicillium waksmanii is the source of this 1920-nucleotide messenger RNA. RefSeq lists its product as uncharacterized. The coding region runs from base 1 to 1920 and encodes 639 amino acids. The record is from RefSeq and is a predicted model, not a curated record. NCBI's taxonomy places the organism in Eukaryota, Fungi, Ascomycota, Eurotiomycetes, Eurotiales, Aspergillaceae. The transcript has a single exon.
AUGCUGUCGCCUCCAAAACGCCGGAAGACUGGUGACCGGUCGAGUGUCGCUAUCAGCGCGUCACAGUCCCGGGAAGCGCUCGAAGAUAGGCGUUCUUCGCUCAGUCGGCCAUCCUUCCAAUCGCCUACAAAAUCCAGUCUCGCCAAAUCGCAUCCCGAUGUUCUCGAACGCGCACUUAGCAGAUCUCCUGUACGACGACCGGUGAGUCGGGGAGCUCAAGAUGGACCGGAAAAUGAGUCGGAUACAAGGGGUUUUCGUCGCAAAGCUAUGCGGCCGUCUUUGGGGCCUGGUAGCCCAUUGAAGGCGCCGCGAAUGUCUAUCGGCGGUACAACAAUCCUCUCCUCGCCCAGCCGACGCGCAAGUGCCAUUGAAGCCUUUGCCAAACCACCUCGCAGGAUGUCCACGAAAAGAAUAAAUCCGUCAGACUUCACCUUCGGAUCUCCAAUGCCUACCCGGCCUGCAGAUGCAGAUACCCCGGAAGGACAGCUCGCUCAAGAACUGGGCGGCAGUGCGACCAGGGAAGAAGACGAUGCACCGAUUCUCGAAACCGGCUUUGACGGCGCUUUCGAUGAAGACCCCCUCGAACCGGAACUCCCACCAACACCAACACAACUAGGGCUUGAGAAAGCACCAGAUCGACCCAGGGGACUACUGAGUAGUAGUCCUAGCAUGAGGCAUGAAAAGCGAAUGAAACGACGAGCAACAGACGUUGUCCACGGAAGUCCUCUCAAAUCAGCAAGGUUUCGAGACCCGAGCCCGGAAGAAAGCGAUAGCCUUGAUCAUGCGAUCCACAUCGAGGAAGGGAUGUCAGUCGCAGCCAUAGAGAAACAAAAGUCUCGCAGGAACCUCGCGGCAGAACUACAACGGCUCAAGAAAGAUGUAGCGGAUUUAACGAAGUGGACCGGCGAAAUCGAGUCUGGGACCGAUAAUCUGGCACAGGACGGAAGGGAACUGAACAGAUUCCUCGCCCUGCUUACGGAGGAAUCUUCAUACAUCAAUCGACCGAUGGCCCACAAAGCCCCAACGCCAAUCUCAUCACUUCUUUCAACGCUACUUCCAUUUUCCACGAAUAUACCCCGUCCUAACCGACAAGCUUCACCUCUACCAACAAACCCAUUUGCCUUGAAAGCGUCUUCGCAGUCGAAAUCAUAUCUUACGGUCUUUGCCCCGCUAGCACUCAACGCGCAGACAAGCCGCAACUCAGAAGCAAAUUCUCUACUCGAGACACAUACGCUGAGAUUCACGGCUCCAUCUCCAUUCCCGCGAGCUUUGUACAAUGUGUCGGUCGUGUAUGAAACGAAUCCUGAAAGUCAAACCAUUACAUCUGUCUCAGUGCCCACUGGCAACGAAAGCAAAAAACGACAAGUACCCGAGACACUCCGCCGAUGGAUCGACAGUCGCCUCGGCAAUCCUCUUUUAAACCUGGACGUGGCAACACUGUGCUGGGGCAUCAAUCGAUAUUGGGAAGCAUCUCUCGCACGUGCCCAGCUAUGGGCCCAUAUUGAGAAAAAGCACAGCUCAAUUCGCAAUGGGAAGGAUAAAGAUAAAAAUAAUAUCCCCGCCCUCCAAGGUGGAGUCAUCACACUUUCUGAAUUGCGACGAUUAGUCCCUCACCUUGAACGAAACACAAUGGUCAUUAAUCCAGGCUCAUCAAAUGCGAAGCCGCGAAUCCUUCUAUCGAACGUAUUGACUAUAGACGAUUGGACUGGUGAGCCACAGCUACGACCUGAAAUGAGCGUUUCAGUUUCUCACGCAAGUGGUGAAGCAAGCAAGAAGAUUGGUCUGGAGGCGAAGAAGUUGUUUCACGGUCUUUUGUCGGAGCAUGGUGCUGGCACCGCUCAAGGGUUGGUUGGGGUUAUGCGUGCAGAUGUUAUUCUGCGGGCAACUAAUGGUGCUCUGGGGGUCGUUUUGGGGUCAUGA